CACAUCAACAACGACCACAUCCACGGAGAGAAGAAGGAGUUCGUGUGCCGCUGGGAGGAUUGUUCCAGGGAGCAGAAACCCUUCAAAGCUCAGUACAUGCUGGUGGUUCACAUGCGCCGACACACGGGGGAGAAACCGCACAAGUGCACGUUUGAGGGCUGUGCGAAGGCGUACUCCCGUCUGGAGAAUCUCAAAACUCAUCUGCGCUCGCACACGGGAGAGAAACCGUACGUCUGCGAGCACGAAGGCUGCAACAAAGCUUUCUCCAACGCAUCGGACCGAGCCAAACAGAACCGGACUCACUCCAACGAGAAACCGUACGUGUGUAAGAUCCCCGGCUGUACGAAGCGCUACACGGACCCCAGCUCUCUCAGGAAGCACGUGAAGACGGUGCACGGCCCCGAGGCUCACGUCACCAAGAAGCAGCGCAGCGACGUGCCGCCGAGGCCGCCGGCGCCCAGAGAGAACGGAGAGAACGAGACGGGACACAGAGACAGAAUCCAGAGGGACGAUAAGAUAUCAGACAGCAGCAGCUCCCCCAGAGGAGUGGAGGACUACCUGCACGUUAAAUCCAUCAAGACGGAAAACUCUGUGAUGUAUCAGUCCAGCCCUGGCGGUCAGUCAUCAUGUAGCAGCGAACCAUCACCGCUUGGCAGUACCACCAACAAUGACAGUGGAGUAGAAAUGGCGGCGCACAGCGGGGGAAGUCUGGGGGACCUCAGCACCUUGGACGAACUGCCCUUCGUUGAGUCCUUUGGUUUCGAAGAUUCCCGCGGUGGGGUCGCGGCGGUGGGCCUCCACUACCGGAAGCAGCUCAGCACCUGCCAGCACCUGGAGCAUCUGAAGAAGGAGAAGCUGAUGACAGUGAGGGACUCGUGUCGAUGGGCCACCAACCCAACACCGCUGGCCCUCGGCACCAAGCUUCCACCCAUACCAGCAACUGGGUCCCUCCUGGAAAGUCCAAAUAUAGGUGGUGGUCCUGUGUCCUUCCCUGGUUCCGGCUUUGGUGAUCUGAGCUCCGGUAAAAUGACUCUGCUGGGUCUUUCGGAGCGCCGCGACAGCACCUCCAGCACCCUGAGCUCAGUUUACACACUCAGCCGCCGUUCCUCGGGCAUCUCCCCCUGUUACUCAAGCCGGCGCUCCAGUCAGGCUUCACAGUUCGGCGCUAACCGCCCAAGCAACAUCAGCUCCGCUGACUCCUACGACCCCAUCUCUGCCGACAUCUCGCGACGCUCCAGCCAGACCAGUCAGUGUGGGGGAAGCAGCAGAGGAUCAGGGGGGUACGGAGGAGGGAGCCUAACCGGCAUCCUUAGCCUGACCCCUGCCCAGCACUACCGCCUCAAAGCAAAAUACGCUGCUGCCACUGGGGGCGCCCCACCUACUCCUCUCCCAAACAUAGACAAGAUGAGUCUUAAGUCUCACCAGAUGUACGGGGACUUCCAGGAAUCCCCCACGUCAACCAAUGGGCUGACUUCCAGGCAGUACAGCAGCUACGCCACACGGAGCUUGAUGCCCCAUGAAGUCCCGUCAAACAUCCCCCGCCGAGCCAGUGACCCUGUGAGACGGGUGGCACCAGAUUCUCACAGCCAGCCGCAGAUGCAACGCUACAGCAGCAUGGGAACGCUGAGCGGAGGGGUGCAGCCCCAUCCGCCUCCUGCAGCAGAUCGGCAGCAUCUAUCUCACCAAACCUUCCUGCGAUCGGAUGGCAGUCUCCUCCGCUACCCUUGCAGCCUGCGACCGCCAAGCAUUUCGGAGAACGUCGCCAUGGAGACAAUGACAAAUGACAUCGCGGAGGAAGACGUGAUGCUGCCGGGUGACGAGGUGCAGUGCCUCAAAACUGAGAACGGAGACGCAACAAACAGAGUGUCGACACAUCGAGAUUUUCAAGGAAACCCUCUCCAGCAGCAGGCGUACUAUCAGAGAAGGAUGGCCGUCGUCGAUACCAACAUGAACCCGCCUAACAAAAGCUCUUUGGGACCUCUGGAUGUCUCUCAGCACCACUCCAAACUGCAGGUCAGUGGAAACCUGGCGCUCCUCCAGCAGAACCAGAACUUUGGCUCUUUUCAGAACAAUCACAGCUCUAACCAGCAGAUGAUUCAAAACCUUGCAAACACACAGCAGAGAUACAAACAGCCGAACGCUGAACCAGGAGCAAACUGUCUCCAGCAGCAGAGAUUUCAGCAGUCGUCAAAUCUCAAUGAAGCAAUUAGCUCUCGGUACAUGUUCAAACAAGACAUCGGACCCUACGAUAAAAACGGUAACACCACUUAUCCACCUUGUAACAACACAGCAGCGAUCAACGGGGGCCUGCUAACCUGCAAACAGGAGCCAGUUGACAUGCACUUUGCUGAUGCUGGAUUUCAGCCUGUGCAAGUCAAAAUUGAGGACUGUGAAGAAUCAAUCCUGAUUUCAGACCAGCAGAACUGUAAAAUGCCCUCCCAGAGUCCUUUGCAAGCUGGGAAUCAGAGCCAUCUCCAGCCAAGGCCUCCAGCACAACCUAAAUCUUUAAACAGGCACCUUUCCAGGCCAAAGAUUGCCCAGCAAACAAGGCACCCAGGUCAUGCUAACCCAGACGCUACUCCCAACAUACCCAAUAGUGGAGUUAUUGGAUUUCAUUGUGGCGACAGCUCUGACGACAACGCCCUGUACUACACAGGGCAGAUUCAAGUAUUUGAGUCCAAUGGAAACUUGGACCAUCAUGUGGUGGAUGUACCUCCGUUUGAAAAUGAUGCAACAACUUCCAGUUCAGGCACCAGCCAGACGGCCAGGACUGUAGACUCUAACGCAGUGCUGGAGCAGGCACAGAUAGACUUUGACAGUAUGCUGGAUGACGGGGAUCACUCCAGCCUCAUGUCAGGGACUCUGAGUCCAGGUCUGCUCACGAGCUUGUCCCGGAGUUCCUCCCGCCUGACGACACCCAGGAACUCGGUCACAUUGCCGUCGGUGCCGGCGGGGACGGGGAACAUGGCGAUCGGGGACAUGAGCUCCUUGCUGUCUGCUCUGGCAGAAGAGAGCAAGUUCCUCAACCUGAUGUCUUAG
Molecule: messenger RNA, 3039 nt
Organism: Scomber scombrus (Atlantic mackerel)
Lineage: Eukaryota; Metazoa; Chordata; Actinopteri; Scombriformes; Scombridae
Product: zinc finger protein GLI2-like
Biological process (GO): smoothened signaling pathway; regulation of transcription by RNA polymerase II
Cellular component (GO): nucleus
Molecular function (GO): RNA polymerase II cis-regulatory region sequence-specific DNA binding; DNA-binding transcription factor activity, RNA polymerase II-specific
Source: RefSeq, a predicted model, not a curated record